AUGUCGAACAAAUCCGACCAACGAUUAGCACUCUCGAACGAAGCCCGUCAUCCGAUCCUGGAUAUCGAAGAAACCCCAAGUUUGCAACUCGUCAUCAUCCUCAUCGCUAAAUGGCUCUUCCCAGAUUCUAUCAACGAUGGAACCAGGAGUAGACAAGUUGUGAGCGCUUGUGCCACAGCCUGGGAACAGUUGGCCACACACCACAAAGAAUGGUACAGGUUGUACACUAGGCCUGCGUUUAUGGCUAUUUACUUCAUCGUCGUCGUGUUUAACGAACAUGACCUGGAGGACGUGGAGCUUUGUGAGCCAUUCGAACAGUCUGCGGCAGAGGUGAUUGUGAGGACGUUUUCUCUGUUUUAUGUCAUCGCUUCCAAGUGGCAGCAGGAUACACAUGUCGCUCAUAUCACUAGAACCAAGUUCCUUUUUCGAAACGAGGAUCCACUGCACUGGUAUAAGCGAUGGGUCAUCGACCUGGAGCGCUAUGCCCUCCCCGUCCUCGACUAUAAUAUCGCUGUCAUGCCGAAGCAAUGGGAGACCUUUAUUGCCUACCUAUUCUUCGUGAUUCGUGACGAGUUCGGGGCUCUCCAUAAGCCUAAUUUGCCUACGCUUAUCUGUCUUCAGGGGUGUUCUGACUCGUCGAUUGCAGGUCAGAUUCCGAUCCCGGAGAGGCUUACCAUUGCAGAUCCUGAGGAAUUGAGGCAGGAAGUGGCUAAUGGGCGCAAGGUAAAUGUGGAGGCUAUCCCUGCGUUUAUCAGGGCGCUUUGCAGUGACAUUGCGCGGGUUAGAGAAGGGACCUGA
This is a messenger RNA of Coprinopsis cinerea okayama7#130, 798 nucleotides long. RefSeq lists its product as hypothetical. The coding region runs from base 1 to 798 and encodes 265 amino acids. The transcript has 3 exons. The record is from RefSeq and is a predicted model, not a curated record. NCBI's taxonomy places the organism in Eukaryota, Fungi, Basidiomycota, Agaricomycetes, Agaricales, Psathyrellaceae.